Messenger RNA from Pleurotus ostreatus (oyster mushroom), 558 nucleotides. RefSeq lists its product as uncharacterized. The record is from RefSeq and is a predicted model, not a curated record. Bases 1 to 558 code for a protein of 185 amino acids. NCBI's taxonomy places the organism in Eukaryota, Fungi, Basidiomycota, Agaricomycetes, Agaricales, Pleurotaceae. The transcript is spliced from 6 exons.
AUGUGGGCCAUCUUUGCUGAGUACUCUCCAUCCUCACCAGGAACUCUCUUCUCCACUCCCCUACCCAUCCUCCUCCAGCUCAAACGAGCUAUAUCUUCCAUCUGUCCAUCCUCUCCUAUCCGCCCCUUUUCGACUUGCUAUCGAUUUCGAUGGUUUGUCAGUCGCACACAUUGGCUACUGUUAAUACCAGCAAUGAGUGGACUAUUCCCCGAAGCUAACUGUAGUACUACACCCUGCAUUGUACGAAACUCCUCCCAUCAAUUACUCGCGGUCAACAUCGACGGCUGCGCUCUCUACUCCAGGCUAGAUCAUCGGUUCACCUAUAACAAUCUAGUCAAAGCCCUACACACUCGACCGGGGGAUGACGGAGACGACAACGAUGGCAUUUUGCGCCAAUGGCCCAAGCUCUCAAACACCAACCAUGGACCUAGGAGUAAACUCGGUUCGUGCACAAAGCCGGGCGUCAAGGGCUCGAACGAGUUUGUCGUGGGGUCGGCUGUUGGAUACUACAAACGAGAGAUGUCUGAAUUCGUGGAGACGGCCCUAGAACUGGGCUAA